Messenger RNA from Elaeis guineensis (African oil palm), 4358 nucleotides. The record is from RefSeq and is a predicted model, not a curated record. Lineage: Eukaryota; Viridiplantae; Streptophyta; Magnoliopsida; Arecales; Arecaceae.
CUUGGGGUCCCUUCACGCUGGUUUUAGAAGAAACUGCUUUAACAGCGAAGCUCAGAGCAUCGUCUCCGACCUCUCCCAACUUCCUCGUUGUCCUUCACGGGAAGGCGUCCGACAUAAGCUGCCGGCGAUCUUGAACCCUGGGUCGCCGUUCGGGAAGAGGAGCUCAAAACCUAGCUCUCCCUUUGGCACCCUCCGACCAUGGCGUCGGGCCAGGAGUCCGCUGGGACGACGCUCAUGGAUCUCAUCACCUCCGAUCCGUCGGCGUCGGCCGCAAAUUCCUCCUCCGCAGCGGCCCCCUCCACGCUUGGCAAGCCGGUGACCACGGAAAAGAAGUCGAAAAGGGCCACCUUGAUGCAGAUCCAUAGCGACACGAUCUCCGCGGCCAAGGCUCUCAACCCCGUCAAGACCAACCCACAGAAACAGAAGAAGAAGCCAGUGUCGUAUGCUCAAUUGGUGCGGAGCAUUCAUGAACUCGCCGCCACAUCUGAUCAGAAAAGCUCCCAGAAGCAGUUAGUGCAUCAUGUGUUUCCCAAACUCGCUGUAUAUAAUUCAGUGGAUCCUUCUGUAGCUCCAUCUCUUCUCAUGCUUCAUCAACAAUGUGAGGACAGGAGUGUUCUGCGCUAUGUUUAUUACUACUUGGCCAGAAUUUUGUCAGAUAGUGGUGCACAAGGUUUAAGUGCAGGUGGUGGAAUUCCCACGCCAAACUGGGAUGCACUUGCUGAUAUUGAUGCUGUUGGAGGGGUCACAAGAGCUGAUGUUAUACCUCGAAUUGUGGAGCAGCUUACUGCCGAGGCAUCAAAUGCCGACACUGAAGUUCAUGCACGAAGGCUUGCAGCUCUGAAGUCCCUUAGUGCUGCUUCACCAAGCAGUUCUCAGAUAUUGGGCAAGUUGUAUGAAAUUGUAUUUGGCAUUCUAGAGAAGGUUGCAGAUACCAAAGAAAAGCGGAGGAAAGGCAUUUUUAGCAAAGGUGGCGAUAAGGAGUCUAUUAUUCAGAAUAAUUUGCAAUAUGGUGCUUUAAGUGCUCUAAGAAGACUUCCUCUAGAUCCUGGAAAUCCAGCAUUCCUCCAUCGAGCUGUGCAGGGGAUUUCAUUUGCUGAUCCAGUUGCUGUAAGACAUGCACUGGCAAUCAUCUCAGAUUUAGCUGCAAGAGAUCCCUAUUCUGUUGCUAUGGCUUUAGGAAAGCAUGCACUACUUGGAGGUGCUUUGCAGGAUGUUCUUCAUUUGCAUGAUGUUCUUGCUAGAGUUUUCCUAGCUAGACUCUGUCAUACAUUAUCUAGAGCCCGUGCAUUGGAUGAGAGGCCUGACAUUACAUCUCAGUAUAGUUCUCUCCUCUAUCAACUUCUUCUGGAUCCCAGUGACAGAGUUUGUUUUGAGGCAAUACUAUGUGUUUUGGGAAAAUUCGAUAGCACGGAAAGGACUGAAGAGAGAGCUGCCGGCUGGAUUCGGUUAACUAGAGAAAUUCUCAAGUUGCCUGAGGCUCCAUCAGUAUCAUCAAAGCAUGGUCAAUCAAAAGAUGCUCUUCCACCAAAACCAAGUAGCAAGAAACCUGCUAAUAAAGCGAGGCGUCCUCAACCUCUUAUCAAACUUGUAAUGAGAAGAUUGGAGAGCUCUUUCCGUAGCUUCUCUCGUCCUGUGCUUCAUGCAGCUGCAAGAGUUGUUCAGGAAAUGGGAAAAAGCAGGGCAGCAGCAUAUGCGUUAGGUGUCCGUGACAUUGAUGAAGGAUCCCAACUUCAUGCAUAUUCUGAAAAUAUUGAAUCCCUUGAUUCAGAUCCCAAUGAUGGCUCACAAUCUGAAGUUACUCGUAGGGCAUUACCACUGUCAAAUGGAGCAGGUGGUACAGAUACAAUUGCCGGUUUAUUAGCUUCACUAAUGGAAGUAGUGCGCACGACUGUGGCAUGUGAAUGUGUCUAUGUUCGAGGAAUGGUGAUAAAAGCUUUGAUCUGGAUGCAAAACCCACAUGAGUCAUUUGAAGAACUAAAAUCUAUCAUUGCAUGUGAGCUGUCUGAUCCUGCUUGGCCUUCGGCACUGUUGAAUGAUAUCUUACUUACUUUGCAUGCUAGGUUCAAGGCAACUCCUGAUAUGGCAGUCACCCUACUUGAAAUUGCACGAAUAUUUGCCACUAAAGUCCCUGGAAAGAUUGAUGCUGAUGUUUUGCAACUGCUAUGGAAAACAUGUCUUGUUGGGGCUGGACCAGAUGGGAAGCAUACAGCCUUGGAAGCAGUCACAAUAGUUCUUGAUUUACCACCUCCCCAGCCUGAGUCAACAUUAGGACUUACAUCUGUUGAUAGAGUGUCUGCAGCAGAUCCAAAGUCUGCUCUGGCAUUGCAAAGAUUAGUGCAGGCUGCAGUAUGGUUUCUCGGUGAAAAUGCAAACUAUGCUGCAUCUGAAUAUGCAUGGGAGUCUGCAACACCUCCUGGCACUGCACUAAUGAUGUUGGAUGUUGAUAAAAUGGUGGCUGCUGCCAGUUCACGAAAUCCUACUCUCGCUGGUGCAUUAACACGGCUUCAACGGUGUGCUUUCAGUGGGAGCUGGGAGGUUCGAAUAGUUGCUGUUCAAGCCCUAAUUACUAUGGCAAUCAGAUCAGGGGAGCCUUAUAGGCUACAGAUAUAUGAAUUUUUACAUGCUUUAGCUCUUGGUGGUGUCCAAUCUCAGUUCUCAGAAAUGCAACUUAGUAAUGGGGAAGAUCAAGGUGCCAGUGGUACAGGUCUAGGAUCUUUAAUAAGUCCUAUGCUUAAGGUCCUUGAUGAAAUGUAUAGAGCACAAGAUGAUCUGAUUAGAGAUAUGCGCAAUCAUGAUAACAACAAGCAAGAAUGGACAGAUGAAGAGCUCAAGAAACUAUAUGAGACUCAUGAGAAACUCCUUGACUUAGUUUCAUUGUUCUGUUAUGUUCCAAGAGCAAAAUAUCUGCCUCUAGGACCGACCAGUGCUAAACUCAUUGAGAUCUACUGUAACCGACAUAACAUUAGUGCAUCAACUGGUCUGAAUGAUCCUGCUGUUGCUAUGGGGAUAUCUGACCUGGUAUAUGAAUCUAAAGAAACACCUAAAGAGGCUGACACCAUUGAUCCAGAUUUGGCAAUGGCCUGGGUAACAGGUUUAGAAGAUAGUGCAUGGGGAAGCAAUGUUCCAGCAAUGGAAAAGGUGAAUGAAUUUCUUACUGGUGCUGGAACUGAUGCUCCUGAUGUGGAGGAGGAGAACACAACCUCCCGGCCAUCUGUCACUUAUGAAGAUAUGUGGGCUAAGACAAUUCUAGAAACUUAUGAAGCAGAGGAAGAUGAUGCAAGGUCAUCUGGUACAUCCUCUCCUGAGUCAACUGGUUCUGUUGAGAGUUCCAUAUCAUCCCAUUUUGGUGGUAUGAGCUAUCCUUCCUUGUUCAGUUCACGUCCAUCAGGCUAUGGGGUUUCACAACCGGAGCAAAGGUCUGCAACCACUUCAAGUAGACUCAGCAACACUUCCUUUGGUGGUCCAUCAUCGACUUAUGAGGGUCUAGGAUCUCCGGUUAGACAUAUGUUCAAGUUUUGUCUCUUAUCUUUUGAUACACUAUCAAAUCGCCAAGUUAUAAUUUUGCUCCAUGUUCAGAUCAGGGAAGAACCACCAUCGUACUCGACAUCUGUUCUGCAGAGACUUGAAUCCUUUGAGAACCCUCUAGCAGGGCGCGGGGCUCAGAGUUUUGGCUCUCACGAUGCAGACGGUUCUGAGAAACCACAGUUUGGGAAAGCAUUAUAUGAUUUCACUGCUGGUGGUGAUGAUGAGUUAAGCUUGACUGCUGGAGAAGAGGUUGAGAUUGAUUAUGAGGUUGAUGGUUGGUACUAUAUCAUGAAUGUUUUGGCAGGUGAAGAAAAAACGGCCUGGGAGAGAUGGGAAAAUGGCUGGAUUGGUUCCAGUUCUUUAUGUCAGUUCAACUUGACAGCUAUUAGCAUCUCAGCCACAGCUGAUACCCUACUUUUAAGACCUUAGAUUUGAAAAUUGCCCAGAUAUCCUGCACCAUGGCUCUCAUUGCUGGUGUCUGCCCUGCUUUGCAUUUUUUUGAAGAGUUAUUGGUCGAUGCAUUUCAGCUCGUCUACAGAAGAUAUGUUUGUGCACUUUAUUCCUGUUGCUAGUGAGUUCUAUAUAAUGUUUUAUUGCCGCACACUAAUAAAUGAGUUUUUUAAUGUUAUUAUUAUUAUUUUUGCCUGGUCGCUUUUUUGUCCGUAGUGUCCCCAUCCCAUUGCUCUUUACUGGUUUAGUUAUACUGCUUAGGAGGAGUGCUUCUAAUGAACCUAUGAUCAUUGUGGAUUGGCUUCUCUGCAUCAGUUUGACGUAUAAUGAAGCUCCAUGAUUAUAUUACUUAAUAGAUCGGUUCUUUAUUUGGAUUUGACAAA